Messenger RNA from Rotaria sp. Silwood1, 915 nucleotides. The record is from the annotation of a GenBank genome assembly. Lineage: Eukaryota; Metazoa; Rotifera; Eurotatoria; Philodinida; Philodinidae.
AUGAAAAUUAUACUUAUCAUUCUAAUACUUUAUUUCUUCAUUAAUUUAAUAUCAGUCGUUCAAUGGUUCAACUUUCCAUUGAAUAAACUCUCAAAAUUAAUAAUUUAUUCAUCGAAUAUUUAUCAUUCAAAUUUUCAUCUCCAACAAUUUACACCUGAUCAACAGAAUCAUGUGCGUCCUUUUAAUAGGACCAUUGGUCAAGUUAUGAUUGCCUCUAACAAGAACUCUAUAAUUCGUUUACUUCUCCAAAAAUUUCACAUUCGCCCAAUAUAUCGUUUUAAUGAUACUGGUUUUGUUUAUUAUCAAAAUGAUAAUAUCACAAAGAAAAGUAACCAAACAAUUCUAUAUCAACAACAACAUCAGUUUUUCGAUAACCUUGUAACUUUUCAUCCAGUUAAUCGUGUCAAUAAUAAUACAUAUACAAACAUCAUUGAUCCAAGAUUUCGCUUUUUUCUUUCUAUUGCUAAAAAAACUACAACAACUGGUAAUCAUGUUGAUCGUCGUGUUUUCCCUCGAGUUCUAUUAUUAAAAUUGAUUGCUGCUGCCUUAAAACAUAAUAAUUCAUCGAUUAUUAAAAAUAAAAUUCAAUCAUUUCGAGCUCAAUCUGUACUGGAAAAAGCAAUUAUAAAACGUACAAAACAAACUCUUCAAGAUUUUACAACAAAAGCAACUAACAAUAAUGGUCUUCAAUAUCAACGACGUAUUUUAGACGAUUUUUACAAUCAACAACAAUUAAGAACAUUUGAUCAAAAUACGAAUGAGAGAAAUGCUACAGAUAUUCAUUUAAAUAUGAAUUCAGUUUUGAAAAAACGAAAACCACGAACUGAAGAGGAUAAUAGUUCAUCGAAAAUAUUUAAUAAUAUGAUUUUCGUACGAGAUGCACCUGUAAAUCAAGAAAAUUUUAAUCAGUAUUAA